GUCUAGGCCUAGUCCUGCCUUCGAUGUAAAUUUGGAAUGAUAACACAAGCAAUUGGGACGAAUUGGACAAAAUCAACACCGUAUGAAGCUACAGUUUUGCUAAGAAUAAGCUGACAAUGAUUUUGUGUUCAUAACUGUGCAAUCUUAAUCGCUGGAAUUGCCAUACACAGGUUGUGAUGGCAUUUUUGUGCAAGUCUUCUGAAAGAAUCUGACAGAAGCUCUCUGUUGAACUCUUGACAUCUCCCCAUUUCCUGGGGGUCGGGUCGUACGUACAUCUCAAAUUUCACUCGGCACCGCUUGCGUGUCUCCCAGACCGUCGUCAUGUCGAGAGGAACCAUGUAUUCUACCGCCUGUGCCGAUUGCGGUGCAUCAGAUCCUGUGUGGGCGUCAAUCAAUCGGGGAGUGUUGAUAUGUGAUGAGUGCUGUAGCGUACAUCGCAGCCUGGGACGUCACAUUUCACAAGUCAAGUCUCUCAAGAAGGGGCAGUGGAGCCCAACACAACAUGCUAUGGUGUAUCAGCUUGCAAAGCAGGGAGCCAACAAUAUAUGGGAACAUGCACUGUUGGACCCAUCACAGAACAAACAUGGCCGUCGGAAACCUAACCCCCGAGAACCAUUACACCCAAACAAAUCUGACUUCAUUCGUGCCAAAUACCAGUUCUUGUCAUUUGUUAACAAGCAUAAAGACAGCGACAUCAGCUCCAUAGAUGAUGUCAGCAAGGAGUUGCAUUCGAGUGUUCGAACAAAUAAUGUGGAGACGUGUCUCAGACUGUUAUCUAAAGGAGCAGAUCCCAACUAUUUUCAUUUGGAGAAGGGUAAUUGUCCCCUUCACAUAGCAGCCCAGGCGAACCAGGCCUCCCAGGUGGAGCUACUUGUGGUGUAUGGAGCUGAUCCCGGGGCCCUGGACCUGGGGGGAAAGACACCCAUUGAUUACGCCAGAGCUGAAGGUCACAAUGACCUAGCUGACAGACUAGUCGAGAUUCAGUAUGAACUGACGGAUAGAUUAGCAUUUUAUGUGUGUGGAAAGAAACCAGAUCAUAGAACAAAUCUUCAUUUUAUUAUCCCAGAAAUGGGAGAUACAAGCUCUGACUUGUCAGAACUUGCUAAACAAGCCAAAAAGAAAUUACAAGCACUGCCGAAUCAUUUAUUUGAAGAACUAGCCAUGGAUGUUUAUGAUGAAGUAGACCGACGUGAGAAUGAUGCCAUUUGGUUGGCGACACACGACAACACAACGUUACUAAGUGACAGACAAACUGUGCCAUUUCUACCUGUGAACCCUGACCUCUCCACAACACGAAAUCAGGGAAGACAAAAACUAGCUCGUUUCAAUGCCAGGGAGUUUGCCACAUUGAUCAUAGACAUCUUGAAUGAUGCAAGGCGGAGACAGACAGGGAUUGCCUCCCCUGUACACACCCCCAAAGAACCAGACAAGUACCUCCAUGCCCGCCUGUCGAAGGGAGUCAGCGCAUUCAGUGACGACGAGCCUCUGUAUGACAGCGUGGCGUCGGACGAGGACUACAGCAGUAUUGAUACUAUAAGCAUUAAGAGUAUGCGAGAAGAGAUGAGGAGAGACAAGCCAGCUGAUGACUCAACACUGAGGCGUCAAACUCCCAUGUCCAUUAUCUCCUUCACUGAGAGCACGACAUCGGAACAUGUGGAGGCCCCAGUCACAGCCGACGAGUACCUGGAGGUGAAGCGGGCAUUGGCGAUGUCGGAGACAAAGGUGCAGCGGCUAGCUCAGGCCAAACACGACCUUGAGAAAAGGGUCAAUAUUCUACAGAGCACGAUCGACAGCUUGAUCAAGGAGAACAGUGCCCUGAAGAGCAUCAACAUGCAGAGGAGGAAUGAAGCUCAGGUCCUGCAGAACGGCUACGAGGCCAGCAAGGAGAAUAACUCUGCUAACCCUGAGUAUGACUCACUGGAUGAGAAACUGCCACAACGGCCUGUGCGGGAUAUGCGGCCACAGUCGAUGUUUGAGCCCAGAACAUCGUUACAAAAGAGUCAGUCACGAGAAGAUCAACUUCAAACCUGUCUGUCUGAAGCCAACAUCCGUUAUGAUGGAGAGAGGCUGGGUGACAAGGAACUAUCGUUACCGAGUGAACCAAUUGAUCCUGAUGUCGCUAACGCCAACAUCGUCCCAGAUCCUGACUAUGAUAUGCCCAAUGAUGAGGAUGUAGCCUGUGCCUCUUCGCGACCGUGUUCGGAGAUGACUGAUUCCAUGUCGUCACAAGGUGCCACACCUAAAGCUACAGCAUUCGCCUCAGUCACGCUGUCGAAGGAAGAUCUAGCCCAACUUCCAACACAGGAAGACGUUGUAAAGAAGACUGAAAAAAUAACCAAGAAAAUCCAGGAAUUAUUAUUAACAGCACAAGCAAACAACGCCGAGUGCUAUGGACCAUGCUCUGACAAGAUAUAUUCUGCUGUGGUGGACAUGGCGGAAAUAUUUCCACAGCCUGUGAGGCCUGACACGGUGAAUGCAGCCUUACAACUUCUCACCAUGAGUGCCGCUCGGCUCCAAGAAGAGUGCCGCAAGUGCGCUCAGCAAGAGCCAGACUCGGAGGUGGAAGCAGCUCACAAAACACAGCUAAUCAUUCAGUUCGCAUAUGACAUUGCUAAAGCGGCUAAACAACUUGUGACUCUCUUUCAGUGAGAAAUGCACACAGAGCUUGUUUUUUGCUUCUGCAGAAAAGAUGACUAUCUCCCAAACCAGGUUGAUUUCUCAUUUCAAAGCAACACGAAAGUGGACUUGCAACUUCUAAAAUGGCAUGCAUGACUUGUUAGUGGGGUACCUUUUGUGCGACUUGUGAUAGAGGUAGAGACGGAAGAUGCAUGGAGAGACUUUGAUGGACUUUGGGAGGUGAUGUUCAUCAAGAUGUACUACAUAUUUCCUACCCAGCAUGAAGUGUUCCCAAGAGGGACAGCAUGGUUGACCCGUCUCGCUGAAUGAUGCAUGAUCUGAUGGACAGGACGUGAGGCUUGAGUUGGAUGACAUUUGUGCACAAUUGAUUGUCUUGAGCAUUGCUGUCAGGUUUUAGAAUCAUACAUUGCAUGCAGCGUGUUUUGUUGCUUUCAUCAGUUUCAUGGGGUUGAUACACAACAGUGAGAAUUCACGUCAUGUCAUUGAAGCAUUUUACAUUACUAUAACACCAGCUGACAGUUUAACUGGAUUAUCUUGUCAAGUUAAGAUGCGUGACAAAUGAGGUUUGGUCGGAAAUUGUUUGUGGAUACUCCUCUACAUGGAGAUAGCAUUCAUUAAUCUCCGAUCCGCCUGUUGCUUAUUGAUGAGCAUAUGCAAAUGCUUUUGUUCCCAAAGCAAAACCGUUCAACCAAAAUUGUAAUUGUCUUCGGAACGUGCAAUCUAGUAGUUUAUUUAUCAAUGGGACAUGGAUAUUUGUCAGCACAUUUUUAUAUAUCAAGUCACAAUAUUUUCCUUGCACUAGAUUUCGCUUGUGUGAGUUAAUGUUUCUUGCUGAGAAGAAGAAUGUGUUCUUCAGUGAUCAAAGGGAGAUAACUAUGUAAAGGGGGAUAACUCUCAUACUUUAUCUGUUGAAUCUAUAGAAAUAGUUCAGGUCAUUGGAAGCGUCUGAACCAACAGUGAAAUGAAACCAUUCAGGGUCACUGGACAAUGACAUUCACUCCCAAAUGACAAGGAUCAUUACAAUGACUUGCCUUUUUGAGCUUCAUAUCAUCAGUGUCACCUGUGUGUGUAGUGAUUUCUAAUGUCCCCAGUGUUGUAACAUAUUGUUUAAGCUUUACUUUGAAGCAGCCAUUUACAAAUAUCUAAUCAAACGAAAUUCCCGGGUUCAUGUAUAGUCAAAAGAAUCAUCACCAUUUCUGUUUGACAGUGUACUUAAGAACAUAAUACAGUGCUUUGUGUAAAGUCUUGAUAUCAACAUUAUUAACAUUCAUGAAAAUGAUCAAACAAUUUGCAAACAAUCAUGUCAUGUAAAUUCUUUAUCAUGCCAAUGUCAUUGCUGGACCAAAUAUUGAUUAAGUCAUUGCUCAAUUCUAUUUUCUUAAACAAUUCCUUGUAAAUCAGUAUCUGAUAAAAUACACCGACCCAUGCAUACCAGUAAUAUAUGAAGUAUCAAUGAAACUAGAUGUUAACUUUCCAAGACCUCUGUAUGUGAUACUGUUAUACCCACUGAUAGAUAUAUCCUGCUAAUGGGCUGUCCAAAGUUAAGUCUUCUGUUAUUGUGUUGGAAACUAACCUAGCUUUGUCCUGUAUGUCUGUCUUUCAUGAAUAUGUGCACAAUAUAUAAGCCCAGGAAGCAGUAAUAUGUAUGCAGUUGGAACCUCAAACUUUAUUAUCACACGUGUGAGUCUUUCAAGGAGUUGAAAACUUGCAGUUGUAUACCUUCUAAAAGAAACAAGUGACGUUCAUUAUUUGUCUUGUUUAUCUCAAGACUUUUCCAGCAAUACCUCCGUUGACAUCUCCCUUAACUUUGGAUCUUCGGAUGGAGUGACAGAGGGCAUGGUUUCGGAUAGAAUGAUGCUCUGGGACACUGAGUGUUAUCCCAAAUGACUAAAGCUUCUUUUCAUUAUUGGCAAUGAUGCAGAAGAAUGUCCUAUCAAAGUUUGUUAAGAUCAUAAAAAAAUGGUACAAUUGUUGGACAUUUCACUCAGUGUAGCAGCUCAGUAGUGCAAGCAUAUUUUUCUUGCAAGAUGAUCUUGGUUCAGUUCCCUAUGGGCACAUGGUGUGAGUACUAUUGAUACUUGCUGUCUCAACAUGCACAUACUUUGGUUGGUUUCAAAAUUUGAAGUAAUCUUGUCCAGUUGAGGUAACCCUGAAUCCAACGUCUGUCCGAUAUUCUUUCAUGAUCCUCUUCACAGAAUCUAUAGUUGCACAAUAUGGGACACCAUGUCAAGUGCCCUGAGGUAUUGCUGGAAACCUUGAGAUAUGAGAAAACUGAUGACACGACUGAGACAGGUUCACUCCUCAUCACUGCAAGCACAGCUCUCACGUUGCAAUGGGGGGUGUUGUGGUUCUGACACUGCUUGGAGGGGCUAGAUAUUACAUGAUGUGGGGAGUCCUGCAACAGUGCUAAGUCUCAUCUUUAAUGUUGUGCCAAUUUUGUAUUUAUUUGUACUUAGAAAUCUUGUACCAUAUCUCUAUGCAUAUAUCACAUGCAUUUUAAACUGUACAAAAUCUGGGGUUACAAAUUCACCAGCUAUUGUCUCUUCUUAUUCAGUGAAGGGGUAGGUUUAAAUAAUGGGUUAAAUAACAGUGUUUUGGGGGGACAUGUUCUUGUCUGAUGAUGGGGACAUGUUCUUGUCUGAUGUUCCUAUCUGACAGGGAAGCGCUCGUCUGAUGAUCGUUUAAUGUUCUUGUCUGACGAUGACAUGUUCUCGUCUGAUGAUGGGGACAUGUUCUUGUCUGAUGACAUGUUCUUGUCUGAUGAUGGGGACAUGUUCUUGUCUGAUGAUGGGGAUGUGUUCUUGUCUGAUGAUGGGGACAUGUUCUUGUCUGAUGAUGGGGACGUGUUCUUGUCUGAUGAUGGGGAUGUGUUCUUGUCUGAUGAUGGGGACAUGUUCUUGCCUGAUGAUGGGGACAUGUUCUUGUCUGAUGAUGGGGACAUGUUCUUGUCUGAUGAUGGGGAUGUGUUCUUGCCUGAUGAUGGGGACAUGUUCUUGUCUGAUGAUGGGGACAUGUUCUUGUCUGAUGAUGGGGACAUGUUCUUGUCUGAUGUUGGGGACGUGUUCUUGCCUGAUGAUGGGGACGUGUUCUUGUCUGAUGAUAGGGACGUGUUCUUGCCUGAUGAUGGGGACGUGUUCUUGCCUGAUGAUGGGGACAUGUUCUUGCCUGAUGAUGGGGACAUGUUCUUGUCUGAUGUUCGGGACGUGUUCUUGCCUGAUGAUAGGGACAUGUUCUUGUCUGAUGAUCGUGAAAUGUUCUUGUCUGAUGAUGGGGACAUGUUCUUGCCUGAUGAUGGGGACAUGUUCUUGCCUGAUGAUGGGGACGUGUUCUUGCCUGAUGAUGGGGACAUGUUCUUGUCUGAUGAUGGGGACAUGUUCUUGUCUGAUGAUGGGGAUGUGUUCUUGCCUGAUGAUGGGGACAUGUUCUUGCCUGAUGAUGGGGACGUUCUUGUCUGAUGAUGGGGAUGUGUUCUUGCCUGAUGGGGACAUGUUCUUGUCUGAUGAUGGGGACAUGUUCUUGUCUGAUGAUGGGGACAUGUUCUUGUCUGAUGAUGGGGACGUAUUCUUGUCUGAUGAUGGGGAAAAGUGUGUUCAGAGGAAACACUUCGACUUUUGUAGCUCUGUGUUUUAGAGGUUACCUAAUAGUGUCGAGUUAAAGUUUCUAGAUCAGAAGGAUGAUGUUUGAUGUCAGUUUUAUCAUCCAUACAGUCAUAAAUACAGCUGGUUUAUGACAGAUACGUGUCUAAGUGGUAUUCAUCAGGAAACAUUUCAGGAAUAGACCACAAGUAACAAACCAGGUACAUAAGGCAGUCUUACAGUUAUGACUUCAACAAGUUUGACAAGUUACAAAAAGGCUAAUACUGCAAUCAUGCUGCUGAGAAGUAAUAACAGUUGUAAAGCUAUGAUGGUUGUCAUGUGCAAUCAGUUCAUUACAUGAGUUUCAUUGAUGACCGACAUUUAGUAUAAUUUUCUGGUAGUAACAUUAACCAUAAUGAAUGUUGUUGCGUUACUGUCAAAAGACAUCAUAUCAGACCUUCACAAACCAGUAAAUCUGUCUGGGCCCCAUUUCACAAAACGAUCGCAGCGCUAAGAUGAUCGUAACUCCCCUACUUUAACAUAACUUAUGACAGUAGAAGCGCUAAGAUGAUCAUAACUCCCAUACUUCAACAUUGACUUAGACAGUCGUACUGCAAGGUGAUCGUAACUCCAAUACUUAGACAUUGAAUUACAACAGUUGUAGCGCUAAGAUGAUCAUAACUCCCAUACUUCAACAUUGACUUACAACAGUCGUACUGCUAAGGUAAUCGUAACUCCCAUACUUUAACAUUGACUUACGACAGUCGUAGCACUGUGCCCAUUUCCACCCCACCUUCACACCCACCAUGAGACAGAUUCUGGAUAUGAUCCUACUCUCGAGAUGAAACUGUUGUCAGUUUAGUUUACAACAUUGUAUUUACGGAAUUAACCAUUGUAUAUACACAUGUUCAUAAUGAUCAGUUUUCUCUCAUCCUUUAAUAUUGAGCUAAAUCCAUUCAACGAUGAUGAUUUGCUUGCAACUGCUGGAGUGCACAGCAAGCACCUGCCUGUAGUUUGUGAUACUCAGUAGACACCUAGUGCAAAUCUACAUGUAAUGUGCUUUGUAUUUAUAAUAUUGGAAGUCAUACAUGGUGGGAGGGGACGUGGAUCACACGGAAACUGACAUGAAAAUGAUGUGUCAAAUUGACAAGUAUUGAUUGCAGAAUACUUAGAUGUCACUACAAAUAUGUUUGACAUUGAUACCAGUGUAAUUUGAAAUGUACAUGAGAUUUAUGAAUAGCAGGGCAAACUUUUAUGUCACUUUUUAAAUAACUGGUACCUCAACAGGCCAUCAUUUACAAAGGUACUACAUUGUGUGUCAGUUACAUGGAGAAUAGUAUAGUUGUUCAAUAUGCCCAAUACGAUUGCUUUUAGAACAGAUAAGUUUCAAUCCGAGAAGGUUGUAUGUUUUUCUUUAUUUCUUCAGGUUGUUAAAAACAGAUUAUCACAGAUUGUUUUUUAUGGUCACAGAAAUUAGAUUUCAAUCUAAUGCUUACCUCACUCUUUUUGUAACCCUUUGUUUGAUGCAUGUCAUCGAUCCCGGUUGCGUGGAUCGAUGCUCAUGAUGUCAAUCACUGGAUUGUCUGGUCCAGACUCAGUUAUUUACAGACAGCUGUCAUACAGCUGCAAUAUUGCAGUGUUAAACAACAAACCAACAACCAUUUUGUAACCAGUUGAAAAAAUGACAUUAAUAAUUUUCUUUUUAAUUUCAUGUAAUUGUAACCACAAUUUCUUCUUUAAGUCAGAUACUACUGACUAUGUUAUGUUAAGAUGAAUAGGUCAUCAGUGUAAAUAACUAUGUUUAUGUCUUUAUUUUCCUGUGGCCUAAAUGGCAUGUAGAAGACUAAACUAGUUUGAAAUGUUGUCAAGCACAGGGCAGGAAUCUCCCCAUCAGUUCAUCAAGUGUGAUCCAUGUCACUGCCCUGCUUGUGUAUUUCUGGAUAUUGUGCAUGUGUCAAGUGCAAUGUCAUAUCUUGUGAUGUCAAUAGCAGAAUGCAUGGUGUAUGUAGCUUCACUCUCAACAAAUCAAACUCUUGUACUGUUUCAGAUGAUGCACAUUUGAUCAGCCUAGACAUGUACUGAUAACUUCAACAGAUAUGUAAAAAAACAUAGUAUUUCUACUACCUUUGAGAUAUUAGCAUUUAUGGUCUGUGAUGCUGAAGUUAUUUGGUUUGAACACGAUGUUGGUGUUUUUGGACUCUGUGACUGUGAAGCUAGAUAACACUGUGCCUCAAUUAGAAUCUAAGGCGUGAAAGCAACAGCAUGAAGAUAGCAUGUUUGUUAUAUUUUGUCCCGUUUCCCUGUAUAUUUCUACUGUGUUGUUCAAGUUACUGUAGAGAAUAUGAUUUUGUUGAAUUGAUGUGUAAACUAAAUAAAACAAGCAUAACAUUU
This is a messenger RNA of Haliotis rufescens (red abalone), 8603 nucleotides long. Its product is annotated as ARF GTPase-activating protein GIT2-like. NCBI's taxonomy places the organism in Eukaryota, Metazoa, Mollusca, Gastropoda, Lepetellida, Haliotidae. Gene Ontology annotation, biological process: brain development; regulation of ARF protein signal transduction. The transcript is spliced from 21 exons. The coding region runs from base 322 to 2649 and encodes 775 amino acids. Gene Ontology annotation, molecular function: GTPase activator activity; protein binding. The record is from RefSeq and is a predicted model, not a curated record.